UUCUGAAAGGCCCUAUGAAUUACUCUGAUAUUUGUAACCACUGGCAGUCUGACAAUGUCUGCCACAAGAAAACUCAGCAUCCAGCACCCAACAACACAGUCCAGGGCUUUUGGUAAAGAAACUUCCCCCACAAAAGAUGCACUCCCUUCUGCAUCCCCUGCAUCAGCUAAUGUAAAGCCCAGCAUCCUCAGACUGCAAGAAAAAUUAUCUUUAAGUAACUUCUACGUUGAUGUUGCACAGAAUGAAAGUCAUGUUGGAAAGGCAGAGGAAUGUGACAUGAGAAUGGAUAGCAGGAGAUUCUGUGAAAAUUCAGAUCCUCAUAAUGGACAUAAGUACAAUUUGCAGCCAUCGGUGGGCAAUUUAUCAGCCCGGACUUCAAUCCACACUGGAAAUACCACACCAUCAACUAGUGAUUUAAUUUCUACCCAGGAUUGUUCUCGCAGCCAUGUACAAGACAAUCCAGAACAUAUUUAUGAAACCCUCCCAUUCUAUGCCAUGGCUGACUGUUCUGAUGGAAUCUAUGAAGACCCAGAUUUACUGAGAGAUGAAGAAACCCCACCAACAGAUUAUGAAUCCCCAAGCUCAUUCCCCAGACAAAACAGCGCCAAAAAUAUACCACCUUAUCUAUCUGAGGAUACCAACAUAAUUUAUGAUGAUGCCGAGGGCCUAGGCACAACUAUGCUGCCUGAACUGGAUGAACUGAUACAAUCUGAGGAAAAUUAUGUUGAACAUUUAUACUAUUUAACUUCUACCAUCCGGCCAAUACUAGAGAAGAAUGGAGUCGACGUGAAGACACUUUUUUGCAAUAUGGAUGAGAUUCUUCAGGUGGCAAAAUUGUUCUUGACAGAGUUGAAAAAGACAGAGUGCAAUGGGCAGUACCAUCUGAAACAAAUUGGAGAAAUGUUCUUGGAUUUCAGUAAAGAAAUGCAGAAUAUAUAUAGCACAUACUGCUGGGAAUAUGAACGAUCCCUUUCCCUUCUGGAGCAAUACAAGGAGAGUGGUACAUACCAGCAUAUUCAAGAGCUCCUGCAUUCUGAACUGUCUGGAUCUAAAUGUAGGGAAAUCAGCUUCAUCCUGGUCAUGCCUGUGCAGCGCAUCACAAAGUACCCCCUGUUGUUGCUGAGCAUCCUGAAAAGCUGUCCCCCAGGUGACGAGGCCCAUGCAACCAUGCAGAGUGCAUAUUCUGCAAUGCAGGAGGUCAAUCAGAACAUCAAUGAAUACAAGAGAUGCAAGGAAGCUGGCAGCAAAUAUCACCGCUUGCAACAGCAAAGUCUGAUUGAAAAAGUCUCAUCCCUGAACACCAGUACCAUUACUAAAAAAUAUAAACGUCUAAGUCACAGAAUCAUGUAUGAGGCAGGCAUCAUUCCAAAGAGAGAAGACAAAGCAUUUGAUAGUUUGGUAGAACAUUUCCAUAUUCUUGAAGCGGCAGUUAAACUAAUGAAGCAGAAUAUGGCAAGUUAUAUGAAAAAUCUUGAGGAUUUCAGCACCAUUCAGCUUGAUUUCUUUUCUUUGGAGAUCCCAGAUUUCUCAGUCUUUGAGCUUCAGAAUUUUUCUCAGAAUCUGUACCCAGAAUAUAAAAGAAGACUGGACCUGCUUGUCUGGCAGCCUCUUACCAAGCUGUCACAGUGCCUUAAAGGUCCCAAGAACCUGAUCCGAAAGCAUACGGACAAGCUACUUGACUAUGAAAAUUUAGAAAGCAAAUUACAAGAGACAGGUGGGAAAAUGACUUAUGAGGAGGAGGACAUCAAGAAUGCUUACUUAGGAUUUCAUUCAAGGCUGCUGUCUGAACUGCCUGGAUGUAUUGCAUUGUCCCACCAGUUGCUUCAUCAGCUCCUACUCACUUUCAUUGGUCUUCAGAAAGAACUGGCACAAGCAGGAUGGCGAGCAGCAGAAUCUUUAGCUUCUAAGACCCCAAACUGCAAGCUUGCGGAAGUGAACUUUAGGAGGCAGGCAGAGGACAUUAUCAGUAGCUCCCUUGCUCAGCUAACUGAACUCACCAAGAAAUUUGAGCAGCAGAUGCCCUCUCCAGCAGUACAGGAUCAUGAUCCAGCCAUUGUUCUACAAGUCCAGAAGUUGAUAAAACGUCAUGGCCACCAGAAGGAGAUCUAUCAAGUAAUGAGCAAUAUCAACGGCAGUCGGGAUAUGGAUCUUACUCUGCAUCGUUUUGAAAUAGUAGCCGUGCUGCAGAAAUCAGAUACCAAAGGGAACACACACAGAUGGCUGGUGGACACCGCGGGAGGGACAAGAGGAUUUGUACCCUGUAACAAACUUCAGCCCUACCAAUCCGUGAACACUCCAAAGCCGUCCCAGAAUUUCCUUGGCCUAAGUGAAACAGUGGAAAAGAGGCGCCAUUCAAUGAAUCCACUAGAAUGCCCACAACCCAUCUACACAGAAUCCCAGAAUACUACUCCAAUUUUCCAGGUCAUUGCAGGAUAUGGAUUCACUGCCCGCAGCGAUUAUGAGGCGACUAUAAUAGCAGGAGAACAUAUAACUGUACUGGAACCUCAUGACAAGAAGGGAAGCCCAGAGUGGAGCCUUGUGGAGGUUCGAGGCCAGAGGGGCUAUGUGCCAUCUAGCUACCUUGUGAGGGUGCCUGUGCAGAAUACCUAUGGCUGGGUUGUGCCAACAUGAACUUUUCCAGAUUUCAUGAGAUUAUUGGGAAGUAGGAUUUUAGUUUUCCUGGACUCCAUGCAAAUUGUAAUUAUUCUCUGUACAGCAAACUCAUCUGCUAAUGGCAUAACUGCCAAGAACACACAGGGUGGCAGCUCAAAAGUACAGACCAAAACUGUACAACACCGCUGACUGUAAGCAAAGCAAAUCCUCCUUUGCAAUGCCAUAAAUCAUUCCGUGUCGAAAUAAAUUCACUGGAUGUACUGUUUCACCAAUGUUAAUAAUCCAUACGCCCCACGUUUUGGAAGGAUAGGCCUGAUUCACACUCCAGAUAAGGGACGAGGAGUACAGGAACAUGGGUGUGAUGUUUGGGUGGAUUGAGGGUAUUUCCAGCUGAAACUGGGAAUGAUCUGGUUAGACUGGAGCUUUAAUUUAGCAUAUAUAUAUAUAAAUAUAAAGCAUGACCAAGGAGUUCAUGGUUUCUCACUUUUUUAUAUUAUAUUAAUAUAUAUGAAACCUGACUAAUAUCUGUUAACCUAAUUCUGUCUUAGUUGUGCAGAGACAGCAAGGAAUAUGAAUCUAGCUGAUCACUGUGCCCAAUUAUUCCUUGGCUGCUCACCAGAUGAACACUAAUUCUAUUCACUGUUUAUUGUAAAUAAGAUAACCCACUGGUAGCCAAUAAAAUCAUUUUGAAUUUUU
Xenopus tropicalis (tropical clawed frog) is the source of this 3309-nucleotide messenger RNA. It is a transcript of the gene arhgef37, whose product is annotated as Rho guanine nucleotide exchange factor 37. Gene Ontology annotation, molecular function: guanyl-nucleotide exchange factor activity. The coding region runs from base 55 to 2631 and encodes 858 amino acids. The record is from RefSeq and is a predicted model, not a curated record. The transcript is spliced from 15 exons. NCBI's taxonomy places the organism in Eukaryota, Metazoa, Chordata, Amphibia, Anura, Pipidae.